AUGGUCUACACAAUUACCGUUCACCUCCACGCGAACGACCAUCCUGACUCGGUUGAGCGCAUCAAGGCCAAGCUCAUCGAGGCCUCUCGCGUCUAUUCCCAGGACAGGGAGACAGUCAGCUGGUUCGUCAUGCAGGACGUCCAUGACCCCAGGUCAUUUACCAUCGUAGAGCGCUUCGAGACCGAAGCUAGCCAAAAGUACCACCUUGAGAACCCCUACUGGAAGACCUUCGACCCUUAUGUCGUGCCCUUGCUUGAUAGACCGAUGGACCUGAGAAGACACGAGGAGUUGGAUACCUCUAAGGAUGUCGUCGUUCCUCAAUAG
Molecule: messenger RNA, 324 nt
Organism: Colletotrichum truncatum
Lineage: Eukaryota; Fungi; Ascomycota; Sordariomycetes; Glomerellales; Glomerellaceae
Source: RefSeq, a predicted model, not a curated record